UUCUUUGCAUACUAUAGCCAAUAUUAGUACAAUUGUAUUCUUUACAAGUGUCGCUUAAGAAAUAUUGAAGACUAAUUUACUUGAUUUUUUUCUUUGCUCUUCUUUCUCUUUAAACAGGCAAUCAGACACAUUUUUUUCUUCCUUAAUGGUUGAUUUAUCAGACAUUCCCAUAGAACCCGGGAUGUCUCUGUUUUGUACAGCUCAGUUGCGGAGCCAUUAGCACAUUCACUAUCAAAGGCAUCGGAUUUCUCAAAUGAAAGUCUAUCCAUGCCUCUACCAAUCGGCCUCACUGUGAGUAGAAGUUUGUUUAUAUGCAAGUUAAAUUCAAAUCUCUCUGGGUCUGAAAGUAAACACAUUGUGUCAGUCGAACAGACUGCGGCAUUCAGUACUUAUUAGUCAGGAACCAAUGUAAAGAAUUUAAAAUCCUACCUCUUCAAAGAGAUUGUUUAGAACCAAUGAACAGAUGAAGGAUUUGCAAUGCAAAUGAUUUUCCAUGUUGAUAUAUGAACCAAAGGUCAAUGAUCGAGAUAAGAGAUUGUACCAUUGCAUCAGUUUGCCUGAGCUUUCACUUCAGCUACUGUCAGCGCGUGGUCUCUUGUAAACCUGCUUCUGGAUCACCUAUUUAAAAAAAGGACCGUGUUUGAAAUGGAGCAAGCAAAAGAGUUUCAAGGCAUUGAGGAAGACCGGAUAAGUACGGACGUCGAUCGUCAUUCCCAAGCAAGAAGUUCUAACAUCAGUGUGGAGUCUGCUCCUUUUUCCAGCAGCGUGAAGCAGGGCGACACAGAAACCAAACUCCUUCAACAAUGCGUGGAACAGCUUGAGCAGGUGGUAAAAGGGCCGCUGCAGAGUGAGAAAAUCGAUGAAGACAAUUCAGAACAGAAAUUAGAUUUUACUGCUGUGAAACUUGAGAAGGACACUGAGAAUGCAAACAGUGGAAAGAAAGCUGAUUCAAUUUGUGACAGGGAUAUAGAAAUUAAAGAUAAUGUCUGGCUUGCUUCAGCAUGCCAGCGUGCUGAAAAUGAAUCUGCUGGACAACAACAGGAUUGGAAACGUCAGAUAGCUUUUCCUUUACCAUUACAGCAGAAAUAUAAUAUAUCAGAAACUGUGAGUAACACUGAAGUGGAGAAAGUGGAAGAAGCAUUUUUGGAGCCCAUUAGGCAACAGUCUGAGGAGAAACCAUUGAGUGAGAACUGGCUAAAGAACGAGGCUGAAUGCCAAACAAUGGGCCUCAACAUGGAAUCACUUCAAGGGAAGGACAUUUGGGACGGUGAGGCCGUUUCAAGUUGCAUUGUAAGUGAGCAAAAAGAAACUUUGGGGACAAUAUACGAAAGGGACGGAGCUGCACUUGCGUUGGCUGCGUCCGUGGACAAAUACAAUCAGAAAGAAGAACAAGCAGGUAUUGCAGGAGAAGGAAUUGAAAACACAACAGAAGAUCUAUGGAUGAUUACUACGGGUGAUAAUCAAGAUGGUGACGAGGCUGUUGAUGUUGAAGUGAAGGCUUGUGGAGGUGGCCGAGGGCUAAAGCGUUUUCUCUCUCAGACUGAGCUAUAUCUCGUCAAAUCAGAUCAACAAGCGGACCAGCUCGAUGAAACAAGCCACUUGGCAGAUCUAAAUGCAGUUCCUUGUGGAGAUGUAGCUAUUCCCAACGUGAUCCCACAGAGCGACCAAUACACCCUGGCCAGCACCACAGAUCUAAAUUCAGAAGCUGGUGAAGCGAAGCAGACCGAACCAGAAAAUGGAGAUAAAUGUAUGGCGGAGAGACCCAGAGAAUCUGCUGACGACAGUCAGAGUGCUGCACAGGAUGGCAGUCCUGAUGGAAAAUCCAAUUCAUCCAUCUCCUGGGUGAGGUCACAAAUAGAUAACGGGUCCAAUCGUGCUGCCAUUGCCGAACAAGUCAGUCAGUCAAACCAAACUUCAGAAGAUGAUUUUUACUCUGACUUCAGUCAGGCUGAGGAGAGCAGGCCAGGCAGCAGCGGACUGGUUGAAAGUGUAUCCUGCAGAGAGCUGGACAGAGGUAAUUCUCAAGAGCAGGCCGACACAUCUUGCCAUGUUGACUGGGUGCAGGCGAGUGAUCUGGAGCAAGUUGUGUGCCGUGGAAACCAGAGUCAGUUUGAUCAGAAUGGAAAAGGUAAUUCAGCUCAACAAGUUCUGAAAAGUGUAUGUGGGUCUGCUCUGGACCAGGUUGCACCAGGUAUGCAGCAUGUAAACACAAGUGCAACUCUCUGCAGUGACAGGACCACUGAUAAACUGCUCAGUCCAUCUCACACGACUGACAGCAGUGGCCAGGACAAGCCGCUGCAGCAAGCAGACCAGCUGGCUGAAUCUGAUCAAACAGCAGAGAGGGUACAGACUGAAGACGGCCAUCCUGAUCUAGCAACACACAGCAAGAACGACCUGGUGCAUUAUCAGCAGCCCAGCAAAGCCAAUCAAGCCCCAGAGGAGGGCCAUACGUUCCUGUCGAUGGGAGUGACCAAACUGACGACGGUGGGCUCCCUUCCCAAAAUGUCAGCACGGAGAUUGAAUGUGGCAAAGGCCUGA
Molecule: messenger RNA, 2538 nt
Organism: Amblyraja radiata (thorny skate)
Lineage: Eukaryota; Metazoa; Chordata; Chondrichthyes; Rajiformes; Rajidae
Exons: 3
Coding region: 646-2538 (630 amino acids)
Source: RefSeq, a predicted model, not a curated record